AUGUUGCUUAUGUUUCCGUGUUAGACACGGUUCUCUCUCCCAACUGUGGGCAAGCGAGCAGUUUCCAGAUCAGAGCAGAGAGGCGUCACGCGCACUGACACAGUUUAACUUUCUUUUGUUUCACUCCGCGCACGCUCUCUCCCUCUGUCUAAAACUUUUCGCUCGUGUUUCUCGACGCUUGAGCACGGUCUCUUCCUCCCCUCCUACUCCUUCUCAUUUUCCGUGUGCGAAAUUCCUUUUUGUAUCUUUGGAAACGUGUGAUGCACGUGAAGAUGUCUCCCUUUCUUUCUGACACCUGUUGCCGAGGACCCUGUUCGCACAGACAUCAACACCGGGGAGCGCGUGUCAUUCAUUUCUGACUUUAUUUCUAUAGUUCUACAAAACUAAUUUGGGAUUUUUGGGGGCAUUGACAGCUCAACAAAACGCCGGGAGGCUGCGAUACACUGCUAUUAAUGUACAGUCAAGGAGUGUGCGGCAUGUCUGUGAAGGUGAUCGAGCAGUGAAGGACAGUUAUUCUGUCCUCGAAGUGACACAUCUGUAUCUCUCUGCGAGCCGCAGGCUGCUGGGAUCUGUCUGAGGGGUUUCCCUUUCAACAGCAACACCGACCUGUCUGAAGUCUCCCAACCGGACAGAGAGGCACUCGUUUCGGACUUGAGCACCUCGGAUGGUAGGAGAGGAAACUUUUCUAGGAGAGCUGAGCAACAACUGCAAGUCGAGCACAGCAGAACAGGUUGGGUGCUGACCACAGCAGACUUUGGGAGAGAGGUGCUUUUUCCUCCCCCCUCUUUCUUCCAUCUGUGCCGGCCAUAAACCCACAGAGCACUUUCCCCUGCAGCGGCUGUGAGGCGGUGACGCGGCGGACCAUGGACAACAGGCCUGUCCGGAGGAAGCGCACCGGCGCCCUGCGGCAUCUGCUGCUGGCAGCCGCCUUCCUCGCGUGCAGCUCCCAACUGUUGGUCGUGGAUGCCAACUCAUGGUGGUCACUGGCUCUGACCCCCAUCCAGCGUCCCGAGAUGUACAUCAUCGGAGCUCAGCCUCUGUGCAGCCAGCUGUCCGGUCUCUCCCAGGGCCAGAGGAAGCUGUGCCAGCUGUACCAGGACCACAUGGUCCACAUCGGAGAUGGAGCCAAGACUGGCAUCAAGGAGUGCCAGUACCAGUUCAGACAGAGGAGGUGGAACUGCAGCACGGUGGACAACACGUCGGUGUUUGGACGCGUCAUGCAGAUUGGCUCCAGGGAAACAGCCUUCACGUACGCCAUCAGUGCAGCGGGCGUGGUAAACGCGGUCAGCCGGGCGUGCCGGGAGGGCGAGCUGUCCACCUGUGGCUGCAGCCGCUCCGCCCGACCCCGCGACCUGCCGCGUGAUUGGCUCUGGGGAGGCUGCGGCGACAACGUGCAUUACGGAUACCGAUUCGCCCGGGAGUUCGUGGACGCCAGGGAACGAGAGAAGAAUUACCCCCGUGGUUCCCCCGAGCACGCCCGGACCCUGAUGAACCUGCAGAAUAAUGAAGCUGGGAGACAGGCGGCUUAUAAUCUCGCCAAUGUGGCCUGUAAGUGUCACGGCGUCUCUGGCUCCUGCAGUCUGAAGACCUGCUGGCUCCAACUGGCCGACUUCAGAAGUGUUGGAGAGUUCCUGAAGGAGAAGUACGACAGCGCAGCGGCCAUGCGCAUCGGACGGAAGGGCAAGCUGGAGCUGGUAGAGAAGCGCUUCAACACCCCCGGCCCAGAGGAUCUGGUCUACACCGACCCCAGCCCGGACUACUGCCUCCGCAACGAGACCACGGGCUCCCUGGGCACGCAGGGCCGCCUCUGCAACAAGACCUCGGAGGGCAUGGACGGCUGCGAGCUCAUGUGCUGCGGCAGAGGCUACGACCAGUUCAAGAUCUACAAGCACGAGCGCUGCCACUGCAAGUUCCACUGGUGCUGCUACGUCAAGUGCAAGCGCUGCACCACGCUCGUCGACCAGUUUGUGUGUAAAUAGCACACAAGCGGACUGGAAGGGAGGGAGGAUGGAGGGAGAGAAAAUUUGAAUUUUCAGGGUUUUGUUCAGGAUAAGUUAAGACUUAAGAGCCAUUUUUUCCAUCUCUGCUCCAUUUAUGUCACCUGCUGUCUUCCAUCUAGAGAAACAUCUGCAUAACAGCUGUGUGUGUCUGUGACGGGCACAAUGAUGCAUGGAUACAGUAGAUGGGGAUAGAUGGAAAGGUGGACAAAAGAAGGAAGCACAGAAGGAUGUGAUUUGUUCCUCGCUUUUUGAACAACUUUUAUUAUAUCAACUGUUUCCACCCCUCCAUCUUUACGUCUUCCUUCUAUAUAAUAUCCUGAUCAUGACCCUGAAUGAAGGAGGAAAGAAAAGAAGGACAUAAACAAAAUGGAUGAAGGACAUAAAGGAUAAAUGGACACCUAUGACCAGUGUGAUAACAGAUGAAAUAAAUAUAUAAAUAAAUAGUAAAUAAAUAUACAACUCUGAUUGUUAUUUAAAGAGACUCAAACGAACAUCCGGCACACUUUGGACCCAUAAAUCUCACCAGUUCAGGGAUCAUCAAGGUCCUCUUGGAGUCUGAAGCCAUCUGAGUGCUGAGCGGUGUCCUCGUCCAGGAACUUUGAGCCUGCAAGAGAACUUCCUGCAUACGUGAGUCGUGCUGAUGUCGGGGAAACACGCUCACAGAGAACACCGGAACUGUCCAGACCGAGACGAGUGGAGGGAAUAAAGAAGGACUUUAUGAUGAUUUUCAACCAAAUGCAGCAGAACUUAACCUCCUGUCAAAAAGGACUUCAUCUGUUGGAGCAUAUUUCCAGCUCCUGUGAGCUGACAGGGUAACGAGGCUCGCCGGCUGCAGGCAUCUUGGCUCGGCGAACGUUUAAACAAGCGUCCUUCAUCUGACAGUGAAGUGAGCGAGGCCUCCAUCAGUGAGAUUAAUGUGCUCUCUCUGCCUUAAUGAACCCGCACUAAGAGACACUGCCAGAGGACCUCUUCAUCUCGUGUUGUUAUGUCAACAAAAAAGCCCUGUGUUGACCACUCUCCGGCUGCCUCGCCACCGGUUUAAGAUCUUAUAAUUCUGUAUUACCAUGAAUUUUGCAAGAAUAUUUUAAUUGUAUAAUCUAAUCCAAUCAAUAGCAACCAUGAAGAUGACAGAGUGGACUGAACAUGCUGAGGCAACAUGAAUGUGUGAGCGUGGAACAAACAGAAAGACUGCAAUUUAUUACUACUUUUAAAGAGGUAGUGGAUCAGAGAAGAAGGUAUAUUUUAUUAUUGUUUCAUUUUCUGUUUUCUAUGUUUUAUACCUGAGUAUUAUUGUGUAUUCUUUUGAUAAACUAGUCUUCGACAACAAA
Molecule: messenger RNA, 3328 nt
Organism: Eleginops maclovinus (Patagonian blennie)
Lineage: Eukaryota; Metazoa; Chordata; Actinopteri; Perciformes; Eleginopidae
Gene: wnt5b
Product: wingless-type MMTV integration site family, member 5b
Exons: 8
Coding region: 864-1979 (371 amino acids)
Biological process (GO): multicellular organism development; neuron differentiation; canonical Wnt signaling pathway
Cellular component (GO): extracellular region
Molecular function (GO): frizzled binding; cytokine activity
Source: RefSeq, a predicted model, not a curated record